AUGAGAGGAGAGGAGGGAAGGUGGUCUGGCGACGCAAUAAGAAUCCCAGGCCUGGGCCACUUGGGCCAGGGUCGGGUAGCGUCACCUCAGGGUCAGGGUGGACGAGCAGAUCGUCCUCCCGUCGGGUUCAGGUUGUAUUCGCAGUCGCGUCAGCAGCAGCAGCAGCAACAACAACCUGCCAGUGCCACCAACAAGCAAGCAAGCAUGGCAAUGGGAUACCUUUACCGCGCCUGCACCUACCCCCAAGCCACAACUUGGAUGAUACCAGCUUGGUAUGCCGACCUCUAG
Messenger RNA from Colletotrichum lupini, 288 nucleotides. RefSeq lists its product as uncharacterized. Bases 1 to 288 code for a protein of 95 amino acids. NCBI's taxonomy places the organism in Eukaryota, Fungi, Ascomycota, Sordariomycetes, Glomerellales, Glomerellaceae. The transcript is spliced from 4 exons. The record is from RefSeq and is a predicted model, not a curated record.